Molecule: messenger RNA, 1374 nt
Organism: Aspergillus calidoustus
Lineage: Eukaryota; Fungi; Ascomycota; Eurotiomycetes; Eurotiales; Aspergillaceae
Source: the annotation of a GenBank genome assembly
AUGACGGAUAGCCUUUUUAUCUAUGACGCCUCACAGCCCGAAGAACCAUGGGACGACGACUCUCAGUACGCCCCCACCCCAGGGAAUUUCGGUCGUUCCACCGGAUACUCCCUUAGUCCCUCCCCACAUCGUACCUUGCCACAACCGGCGCAGGAUCGACUCGGAUUUCUCCCAUUGGCAGAAUGGGAGAGAGGAGGCGAAUACGACCAGCAGCCACCCAGAUAUGUUUGCUACACAGUCAAGUGGAAACUGCUGCUUAAUAAUAAGCCGGUGGGUAAUGUGACCGAGAAAGACCUGGUCGUAGCUCCCAGUCAGUAUUGGGAGAAGUAUCUGCAAGCGGAUCUUGACAAUAUGGUGCAAACGAAAAGGAAGCCAAACCAACGGGUUCGACCUGAGAGUACGACGAUCAAGGUUGAGGUCAAUGAUCGAAAGCAGUGUCCGCUGGAACAGUUUGACAACGGCACUAAGAUCAAAUGGACGCCCGUGGAGAAACAACUAUGUAAAUGGAGCAACAUGCUUCGUAUUGCAAAAAAGCUUACUGUCAGUAUUGCCUUUAGCUAUAGGCAGGAUGAUAACGGGUCUGCCCCGACCAAGAAAGGCGACAAAAGGGGCCGUGUUUCCGCCACAAAUAUAAUGCUUGCCGAGCGUGACGCAUACAUUGCUGAAGAAGAGGAGAGAACUGGACGACCCUCUGCGUGGAACUCUGUAUAUGAGCUCAUGCAAUGUAAUGUCCGGUCAUGCCAGCUGAACUCUGACUGGUGCUGGGAAGACCCAAAGAACAGCAAACACUACAAGCUCAGAGAGCCGCACAUUGAUCGGCUGAUUGAUAAUGUUGAGAAGGGAGGCAAACUUGAGAGUCACGGUGAUGUCCCCAGAGACAUCCGUCGAGACCUGAUUCUGGAGAGUCAGACAGGGAGAAAAUCUAAAAAGGAUAACUCGCUUGCUAGUGGAUCUUCAUACCACCCAGUCAGCAUUAAUGUGCUACCAGCCCAGGCAUCAACGGCCUCCAUGAUAUCACCAUCACCACCGAGAUCCUCAUCUCCCCGCGUGGAAAUCCAAGGAGACCAAGUAGCGGCAGUGAAAGAUUAUUGCAAAUGGCUGGAGUCACGGUACGGUGAUGAGGCAUACAAAGCUGAUUUUCGAAAAGCCCGUGACGUGGUGCUUAAGAGGCGGAUGGACCUUGAGCUUAUCCUCGAGAAUUCCAAUACAGGCUUCUUCACUGAUGAAGGCAUUGAAAUAGGGACUGCUCUUCGGUUUAUCCGAGAUAUUCAGAAGUGGAAAAAAAAUGUGAAAUCUAGAUCGCCGUCCCAGGGAAAGGUUGAGGGACAUUCUGACGAUGAUUAUCUACAGAACCAAAGCAUGUCUGAUGACUGA